CCCCCAUUUGUGAACAGAUUAAUGACCAAAAUACCCUUUUGAAUUUCUGUAAAACAAACCAAAUAGUUCCAAAGAGUUGCGUCUUCCUAGAGUUGUAACACUCUUUUGAAUAUUCUUGAAAAAAUAAAUUCUUCUCACACUCAGCCCUUUUCUUGAAAACCCCACAAACCCAUUUGGAAGAAAAUAAGAAUUGACAGUUUUAUUUUUCUUUUCUGAAGAAAAAAUGUAUGAAUUUGGGGAUGAACUGAUAAUUGAAAGCUUUAAAAUUCCAUGGUUGAUUUGGAUUCAGUUUGUGGUGAUGAUUCUUCUUGUGUUGCUUCUUUUCUUUGGGUUUAGUGUUUUGGAUCUUUCAAACAACUCUACUUCUCAAGGUCCUGUUGGUUCUUCUUCGCAUGUCAACUUGCCAUCUAAUUCUAUUAGAAUCCUUCAGCAUCGGAACCUAAACCAACAUACUAAAGGGGAAAAUGAAGCUAGCACUAGCCGUGAAAUCAGGGCAGCAGAUGAAUCUCAAGUAAGAGAAGGAUCUGCAGAAAAGGACGCAACCAUUUUUAAGUUUUGUGUACGUACAGAGCACCCUUGCAAUUACUUUGGACUAGCCAAACAAGCAUUUCUCAAGUGCUUGGGCUUUGAUUCCGAUCGCGACAAUUGUAACACCAGAAGACAUGCUAAAGAAGAGUAAUGGGAAGAUGCUAUAUUAAUUUUAGGUUCUUGAGAUGCACAAAGGUUCAGGUCUUGGAAAGAGUAGAUGCUGCUAG
Solanum stenotomum is the source of this 755-nucleotide messenger RNA. RefSeq lists its product as uncharacterized. NCBI's taxonomy places the organism in Eukaryota, Viridiplantae, Streptophyta, Magnoliopsida, Solanales, Solanaceae. The record is from RefSeq and is a predicted model, not a curated record. The coding region runs from base 224 to 679 and encodes 151 amino acids. The transcript is spliced from 3 exons.